AUGAGUCGUUUUAGAUCAAAACUGAACCAUGGCAUAAGCGCCCUCGCAGAUGACACGAAAAGUUCAUCUGUAUAUGAGCUUUGCAGAACCAUAUUAGUCACUGACCUUCUCCAUGCUGAAAACUUUUCCACUUGGUCUGGUUUACUCCAACGUGCUCUUCGCACAAAGAACAAGAUCAGUUUUCUCAAUGGAACACUCAGCCAACCUUCAAACCCGACAGAACCUCUCUUCGACCUCUGGGACAGAUGCAACGAUAUUGUUGUAUCUUGGAUCCAGAUUUCUAUAAGCCUUCCCCUACAUUCUUCAGUAGCCUUUGUUGACAAUGCCCAUGAUAUAUGGACUGAGUUACAAGAACGUUUCUCCCCACAAAAUGGACCACAAAUCUAUGAACUCAAGAAGCCCUUGGCUAAUCUGUCUCAGGAAGAUGAUACCACGAAUGGCUAUUACGGCAAACUCAAGUCCCUUUGGGAUGAACUAUCCAUCCAUGACCCACUACCUGUUUGUUCUUGUGGCUCAACCAAAACCCUCUCUGACCGCUACCAACGCGAUUGCGUGAUUCAAUUCCUAAUGGGUCUCAACGAUUCCUACUCCAACGUACGUGACCAUAUAAUGCUCCUCGACCCAUUACCUCUAGUCACCAAGGUAUUCUCAUACAUCCAGCAACAAGAACGACAUCAGAUGGUUACUUCCUCAACUCCCCAUCCAGAUUCUAUUGCUCUGGCCACACCAUGGAACAUUGCUAGCUGCAAGCUCCAUGGGUACCCUCCAGGGCAUAAAAUGCACAAACCACGCAGGAAUGUCGUGUCCUUUGAUUCCCCUGUUUCUGGCAAUCAAACCGAUUCCAAUAGUUUUUUGACGAAGGAUCAGUACAAAGAUCUCAUAGCCUUGUUACACAGUAAGGAUUCUAAUUGCUCACCAUCUGUGAAUCAUCUCCAGACGGUUAUCUCUACUCACCCUCACUCCUCUUCCACUGCUGGGCCUUUCUCUUUGGAUAACGAUUGGGAAGGAUAG
Messenger RNA from Juglans microcarpa x Juglans regia, 1011 nucleotides. RefSeq lists its product as uncharacterized. The transcript has 3 exons. The record is from RefSeq and is a predicted model, not a curated record. The coding region runs from base 1 to 1011 and encodes 336 amino acids. NCBI's taxonomy places the organism in Eukaryota, Viridiplantae, Streptophyta, Magnoliopsida, Fagales, Juglandaceae.